UUUUUUUUUUUUGACAAAGUCACAAUACUUCAUCAUACUUGACAAUGAAUUCUGAUGCUUCUGGUACAGUAUUAGGGUUUUCAGAUCCUCCUUAUGUUUCAGAGACAGCCUUAUUCUCUUACAAUCCUCUUGUCUACCUAUACUUCAUGUUGGCCUUCUUUUUUGUACCUUAUCCACUCUAUCGUUAUGUGGCUCAUCGUUACAACUGGGAACUGAACACUAAAACUGGAGCAAGACAUUGGAGUGACUGUAUGUUAGGUUGUAGUUAUGGUGUCAUUCUUUUUGUAUUUGGUAAUUAUUCUCAUUCAUUCUCUUGGAUCACCGUCGUGGCGUUUUAUCCUUCUUUGUUUGGUUAUGGUUGGAUCGCAGAACUACCUUUCACCAAGACUUCUCUUCCUAAUAUCCGAAACUGGCCUAUGGGGAUGUGGGUAGUCUUUUUGACAGCUUUAGCGAUCAUCUUGGCCUUUGCUGCAUUUCAUAUUUAUUUGGCUGCCACAUUGACCCUUCCUUUUGUCGUGUACUAUGUAUGUGCACUUUUGAUCCCGUCGUUUUUCCUUAUUCUGGCCAUUCUUUUGAUAAAGGAAGUAAAUAAUAAUUGGGUACGAAGUACUUAUCAUGGAUGGAUUGUCUCUCGUCGUCGUCGCCAUUCUAAGAAAACCGAAAAACAACCUCAACAACAACAACAACAAACUGAUGAAAAAACUCAAGAUGAUGAAGGAACUACCUCCUCACCCACUCCUCCCACGCAUGGCGACACAAAUCCUGAAAACUACUCAUCUGAUGAUUUAGAAGCAAAUCAACCAGUACCAAAUCCUUAUACCUCUCGUAUCUCUCUUCAUCUACAUCAUUGGCAAAUCUUUUAUGUCUUGGCCUUCUUUACAAGAUUUACUCAUCCUGUAUCACAAGUGGCUGCUGGUAUCGUUCUGGCUUGUUAUAUGGAAGGCAUUUGUGCAUAUGGCUAUGACCAGUUGGUCAAUGAUGAUUAGCACUACACAUAGUUAAUAAUAUAUGAUAUUUAGUUUAGUUAUCCAUUCCUAGUUUAUACCUCUCCCCUUUUAGUUCUUUUUAAUAAACAUUCUGUCCCUCCGCUGACUCUAUUCGACAUCAAAAA
Molecule: messenger RNA, 1111 nt
Organism: Halteromyces radiatus
Lineage: Eukaryota; Fungi; Mucoromycota; Mucoromycetes; Mucorales; Cunninghamellaceae
Exons: 4
Coding region: 45-986 (313 amino acids)
Source: RefSeq, a predicted model, not a curated record